Molecule: messenger RNA, 876 nt
Organism: Camellia sinensis
Lineage: Eukaryota; Viridiplantae; Streptophyta; Magnoliopsida; Ericales; Theaceae
Source: RefSeq, a predicted model, not a curated record
AUGGCAAAGGCAACUAUGUUACAUAAUAUGAAAGACAACAUUAGUCCACUUUUUGAAGAGCAUGAAACUGCAAAACAAUUAAUGGAAGCACUAGAAAGUAAAUAUGGAGUUCGAUCGAACACUCAAAUUCAAUUGCUCUUGGAUAAAUAUAAUAAAAUUCGUAUGAGUGGUAAUGAUAGUGUUGGUAAUCAUGUUAAUCAAAUGGAAUUAAUUGCUAAAAAGUUAUCCAACGCUAAUCACCCUUUGUCGGACAAGAUGCAAAUUGAUUCUGCUGUAACUAGGCAUAUUGUGCAAAAUAAAGACAUGUUCGUGGAGUUUACUGAAAAGAAGGUUGGUGAACAUAGAAUCUACAUGGGCAACAACUCCUAUAGUGAUGUUUUGGGCAUCGACAACUGUCAAUUCUCUAUUAAUGGAACUUCCAUUGUGCUUUAUGAUGUGCUUUAUGAUUCUUCUCUUCCUUCUUUGUCACUUGCUCCACAUAUUCUCCCAGAACCAUCUAAUAGUGGGAGGAAAUGCAAAUUACGUGAUGUUGUUUUACCUGCUUCGAAUCCUGCGAUAAGUGGGAGUAAGAGAACAAGACUUCCCUCUACAUUUUUGAAAGAUUAUUAUGUUUUUCAAGUUGAAGAACUUAAUAACUUAGUAGAUGAUCCUACUAGAUAUAAUGAAGGAAUGAGUUGCAGUGAUGCUACACAAUGGCUUGAGGCAAUGAAUGAAGAACUUGACACGAUUAAGAAAAAUGAUGUUUGGGAAUUAACCGAUCUCCCGAAUAGAAGAAAAGCCAUUGAUUGCAAAUGGGUUCUUAGAAAGAAAUUCAAAGUAGAUGGAAUUUUGGAGAAAUACAAGGCUAGGUUAGUUGCCAAGGGAUUCACUCAAUAG